CAGCAGGUCGGUAGGCGGGAAAUGGCGACUGGCCGCUGCCGGGGCUGCUGAGCGGCUACGGAGCCCCCGGCGGCGGCGGUGCUGCUUCGUGCGACCAAGGUGGCGGGGGGCCCGGCCCUGCCGCCGGGGUAGCCGGACACCUGACGGACAGCAGAGACGACCAAGGCGACGACGAAGGCGGCGGGAGAAGUGAGGGACGUCCCCCUUCGCCACAGCCGCCGCCUCCUCACCCCCUCAUCUCUCUCAGCGCCUCACAGCAGUUCCAUGACACUUCAGUCCUCCAAAUGUUAGUCUCCUCUGGAGCAGGUCUGGAAAAAUAUCUCAACAACCCAGAAACCUGAACAAAGUAUUCAAGAAGGGCCAUCAGAGUUUGCAGCAUGAAAUCCUUUGAUACCUAGGUGUCCAGGCACCCUGGAAAUUUCCAGACCCAUUUCUUUUUACAUGUGAUACCAACAAAAUGAGGCUGAGAACGCGGAAAGCUUCUCAGCAGUCAAAUCAAAAUCACACGCAGCGUGCACUGAGGGUGAAGAGAAAGUACUCAGAUGUAGAAGAGAGCUUACCUGUUGGGGGAGGAAAACCUCAGAAAAAUGAAACAGGCUUAUUAUCUUCAAUCAAAAAGUUUAUUAAAGGAAGCACCCCAAAGGAUGAAAGAGAACAUCCUGCAAAGAGGAGUAGAACUGAACGUGAUAUAGAUGACAACUUGAUUACAUCCACUCCUCGAACAGGAGAAAAACCUAACAAACAGAUUUCUCGAGUUAGGCGGAAAAGUCAAGUGAAUGGAGAAGCUGGAAAUUAUGAAAUGACAAACCAGCAUGUUAGGCAAAAUGGAAAAUUGGAAGAUAAUCCCGCAACCGGCAGCCCUCCACGGACUACUUUACUGGGGACCAUAUUUUCUCCCGUCUUCAAUUUUUUCUCACCAGCAAAUAAAAAUGGGACAGCCGGCUCAGACUCUCCGGGGCAAGCUGUUGAAGCUGAAGAAAUAGUGAAGCAGCUUGAUAUGGAGCAGGUGGAUGAGAUUAUCACUAGCACUGCAACUUCAGCCAAUGGAGCAUCAUAUACUAGCCAAGCAGUGCAAGUCAGAUCAACGAUCAACAAUGGCUUGGAGGAAGUAGAGGAUGUAACUGAUCGUGAUUUGCCUCCUCUCACUGCACCAGUAUCUCCGGACAGUGGUUACUCAUCAGCUCAUGCAGAAGGUGCCUAUGAGGAAGACUGGGAAGUUUUUGAUCCGUACUACUUCAUCAAACAUGUUCCACCACUAACAGAAGAACAACUUAAUCGGAAGCCUGCUCUUCCAUUGAAAACGAGAAGCACACCAGAAUUUUCUUUAGUUCUAGACUUGGAUGAAACACUAGUCCACUGUAGUCUAAAUGAACUGGAAGAUGCUGCACUCACAUUUCCAGUCCUUUUCCAAGAUGUCAUUUACCAGGUUUAUGUGAGAUUAAGACCAUUCUUCAGAGAAUUUUUGGAGCGUAUGUCCCAAAUCUAUGAGAUCAUUCUUUUUACUGCUUCAAAGAAGGUAUAUGCAGACAAAUUGCUGAACAUACUAGACCCCAAAAAGCAACUGGUCAGGCAUCGACUUUUCCGUGAGCAUUGUGUUUGUGUACAAGGAAACUACAUAAAGGAUUUAAAUAUCCUUGGUAGAGAUCUCUCAAAAACUAUUAUUAUUGACAAUUCACCACAAGCCUUUGCCUAUCAGCUUUCAAAUGGAAUUCCUAUAGAGAGCUGGUUCAUGGAUAAAAAUGACAAUGAGCUCCUAAAAUUGAUUCCUUUUCUGGAGAAACUUGUAGAAAUGAAUGAAGAUGUUCGACCUCACAUCAGAGACAGAUUUCGCUUGCACGACUUACUACCCCCUGACUAAACACCAAUGCUUUGCCAGGUAGCUGAAGGAGAAGAAAAUGCAGGACCUUUUUUUUCCUUUUCUUUUUGGACUAAAACAAAAACAUUGCCAUUACUGUUGAAAUUUUUGCAUUUUUGUACCCUGUCUCGCUUUUCUUAUCUCUGGUGCCCAACAAUAAUCAAGGGUUACAGAAGAACUUUAUAUAAUAAUAUUCGCCAAAUGGAAUCCAUACAGUAGGUAGGCUAGAACAGAAGCGUCUUUAGAACUAGUGCAACUCCAAUAAUUUUUUUUAUGUACAGGACAUCUGCCGUUUUUAAAGAAUUCUGUUUCUGCCACCAGCAGUUUGACCUAUAAACACACACACAGGAUUUUAUGAAAUAACAGAGAUUGAAAAUGGACUCUUUUUCUUUUCUCUCUGUUCGGUGCUCUCUAAGUGGGUUUAUAGCCACUUUGUGUUACUUUUAAGAUUCUCAUUUCAACAGGAAUGGCCAGUAAAUGUUUUUUUUCCCUGUUAAGGUUUAUAACCUUCUUACAUUUUUGACUUGUAUUAGAGUUUAGAAUUUCAUUAUGCAUUCCUUUUAGUUGAGGCGGCUUCAUAGUUUUUCUGGGAAUAGCCAAGUUUUAUUAGUUUUUUAUUAUACAAUUGAAUGGCCAUUUUCCUGCUUUGACUGCCUGCAUACUGUAUAUUUGUUUAAAAAUAUUAUCUAGUUUUAUUCCAUGUAAGUUUCAUUUAGAAAUCUGCGUUUAAAUAUAUAUUUUUUGUUUCUGUAAUAUUCUACUGUAGUGGAAAUCUUUUCAAAAAAAAUCAAGAGACUGGCUAGAUAAGAAAAAAUAUAAGAAUUACUAAUAUUCAGAAUAUUUAAACCAUUGUGAUGGCAUGUACUCUGGACAGAGAUGAUCUAUUGUGGUGGUGCACAUGGCUGAUGGACAAGGAUCAAUACCUCAGAGUCUACUGUGCAUAGUACAAGUCCUUGGGGAGAGCUUGCUUGGUCUAAUGCAAUUCAGUUACUUCUGCCUUCAGUGUCCUCCAAGAAUGAAGUAUUGUGGAGAGCAGUUCAGUAUUUGAAACUGUCUUGCGUGGGUUGGUCUCUCUGCUAUGCAGCUUGUUACAAUCAACGCUAAACUUCUUGCCUAGCAGGGACAGGGCCACCACAGUAACUGUGCAUAACCCUGUGGUUCAGUACACUCCUUUGCCACCAGUGCAGCUGAUAUGCUAUCAGAGUGGUUUUCUAUGCUAUAUGGAAAUGGUUUUCAAGCCUUGGUUCUCUAAUGCAGCUUGUACAAAGAGGCUGAUAUUUUUUUAAUGGAGUGUAAUCUCCUUUUUAGGAGGCUUUUUAUGGAAGGGAAAAAUUUGUAAAAGUUAGUAAGCUUUGCCUCUAAACUGCAUUGACAUGCCAUAGGCUCGGGCUGUUUUUGUGUAAAGGGUGUUGCAGAAUGGCACUUUUUCUAAAGAGAAGUUUGAUAUUUUGUAUGCUUGUUAAAGAAAGUACAGUAUUGGAAAUUAAAGGUGGACAACUGAUAAUUGAGAAGUAUGUCAAUUAAUUUUUUAUGUAUAUUACCUGUUUACUUGUACAAUUUUAUUGUACAAAUUACACGCAGCUUCAUUUUCAAAUGAGUCCUUAAAAUAAGGAAAAUCUUUUUAGGAAAACAUUUAAUUUUUGUAUUUUUUGAUUUUAAAAGGCAUGAGUUAUAUCAACUUUUUCCAAUGUAUUAAUGAAGAUUUUAACUUUUCAUCAGGUUGAGUGUUUUCUUACUAUAUUAUCUGUUGUAUAUGUAGCUAGCACAUUGUGUCACUGAACUGUUAAAAAAAGUAAGCAUGUAGAGCAAGCCUGCUUUGUGGAAAAUCAUUAUUCAUUUGAAACAAAAUUUUGGUGGAUUUUCUGCAGAAAGAAAGAAAAAGAAAGAAAGAAAGAAAGAAAGAAAGAAAGAAAGAAAGAAAGGCCUUUGCUAUCUUGAAUGCUAAAGGUAUUUUGUUUGCAGGAAAAUGAUACAAAUUCAUUUUAAUGAGAAUCUCUGAAAUGUAUUUAUCUUUAGGGCAUCUGAACAUCUUUAUGCUGUUUGUCUUAACGUCUUUAUUGAAAUAAAAUGUACAUAAUGUUACUAAUUAUAUAUAUAUAUAUAUAAAUGUGUAUAUACAUAUAUAUGUAUGUAUAAUAAAUUAUAUAUAUAUAUGUAUAUGUAUAUUAAUAUAUAUAUACAUAUAUAAUUAUAAAUGUGUAUGUGUUUGCAGAGAAGUGACCCCUGUAACCACUCCCUUCCUGUUUUGCUAAAAAUAGGGAUAUAGAUACAUAUGAUUUUGAAAAUGUUAAGUUUUAAAUUUCCCACAUUUUUUUUUUUAAGGAAAAGAUACAUCUAGUGAUAACCAAGAAACACUCCCUUAUUGCUCCUACCGAUGCUAGCAACCCACAGCAGUUUUUCCCAGUGGUCUCUAGGAAGAGGCAUCCCCUGCACACUCUUUCUGUUCACACUUGGAUACAGAAGUUGACCGAGGAGGCUUUGCAGGGACACCUGCCCAGGCUGAGUUUCUUCAGCUUGAUAGAAGCACCAGCUAAAAGUGGGGUGACAGCAGCACGAUAAUGGCAGCUGCGAUGGGAGCAAAAUGUACCUGCCUCAGUGGAAGGUAGGCACAGAGAGAUUCUUUAUUUUCUGCAGUUCACAAAUAAGUGAGUAGAACCUCCUCCCCACCAAAUAAAUAGUUGGACAUUUUUUGGUGACUUGAAGGAAAAACUGUACAGCAUCUUCUUUAGAGUACCUUUCUGAAGCAUUUGUGCAUUUCCUUUUUAAAAAAAAAAAAUCCAUUACAAACCCCACUGCUUUUCGUGAAGCUGACACAGUGCAUAUUACUAACCUACCUGUUAUGUGAUCACUGAAAAGAGAAAAGAAGAAAGAAUGUGAGCUUUUACAACAACGAUUAUUAGAAAUUGUAGGGAAAUCUACAGUCCUACCUAGGACAGCUAAAUCAACCAUUGCAGGCUGCUCUGUAAAUACAUAUUAAAGUAUCAUUUUGUAA
Molecule: messenger RNA, 4847 nt
Organism: Podarcis muralis (Common wall lizard)
Lineage: Eukaryota; Metazoa; Chordata; Lepidosauria; Squamata; Lacertidae
Gene: CTDSPL2
Product: CTD small phosphatase like 2
Molecular function (GO): phosphatase activity
Source: RefSeq, a predicted model, not a curated record